GUUAUUUUGAGCUGCAUAAGUCCUGCUGUAACCCAGCAAAAUAAUAGGAGGAGUCGAGCUCUUCGCUGUCCAUUCUGUUCCUCAGAGCUCAUUACUGCGGCUGACGGAGGGGGAAAAAAAAGAAAAACAAGCGUGUUCUCUCUGCAUGGAACUUCAAGUUGGAUCCUCAUUUUAAAGAGAUGGAGAACGGGCCUCUGCAGGUCCUGACCUUCCCCACGGCCCCCUACCCUGACCAGAGACCAGGAACCAGUGGCCUUAGGAAGAAGGUUUAUGUAUUUCAGUCCAAGAGGAACUAUCUGCACAACUUCAUCCAGAGUAUUUUCUCCUCCAUAGACCUGCCCGACCGUCAGGGUGCAACCCUGGUGGUGGGAGGAGAUGGACGUUUCUUCAACAGAACGGCUAUCGGGGUCCUUGUUCAGAUGGCAGCCGCCAACGGGAUUGGUCGCCUUAUCAUUGGUCACCAUGGGAUGAUGUCAACGCCAGCGGUGUCUUGUGUGAUCAGGAAAUACAAAGCCAUUGGUGGGAUCAUCCUCACUGCCAGCCACAACCCUGGCGGACCCAACGGAGACUUUGGCAUAAAGUUUAACACAGCAAGUGGAGGUUCAGCCAGGGAGGAUGUCACAAGCAAGAUCUACCAGCUCAGCAGAACCAUUGGGGAGUUUGCCAUUUGCCCUGGAUUGCGCGUGGAUCUGAAAACGCUMGGCAAACAGGCKUUUGAUCUGGAGAACAAGUUCAAACCCUUCACAGGUGAUGGGGGUCCAGUGCUGGGACCGUAUGUGAAGAGAAUACUGUGUGAGGAGCUGGGCUGCCCGGCUAACUCUGCCAUUAACUGUGUCCCGUUGGAAGACUUCGGAGGUCAACCACCCGAUCCGAACCUUAUGUACRCCACAGACCUGGUUGACAGCAUGAGAGACGGACAGCAUGACUUUGGCGCAGCGUUCGACGGGGAUGGGGACCGCAGCAUGAUCCUGGGUAAGCACGGCUUCUUCGUCACCCCGUCUGACUCCGUGGCUGUGGUAGCCGACAACAUCUUCUGCAUCCCGUACUUUCAGCACACGGGCGUCAGAGGCUUUGCCCGCAGCAUGCCCACAAGCACGGCGUUGGACAGAGUAGCCAAAGCAACGAAAAUAGAGCUGCAUGAAACUCCCACCGGCUGGAGGUUCUUUGGGACCCUGAUGGACGCCGGCAUGCUGUCUUUGUGCGGAGAGGAAAGCUUUGCAAUAGGUGCGGACCACAUUCGGGAGAAGGAUGGGCUUUGGGCUGUGCUGGCAUGGCUGUCCAUCAUCGCGACCAGACGGCAGAGUGUGGAGGACAUCCUGAAGGAUCACUGGCUAAAAUAUGGAAGGAAUUACUUCACAAGAUAUGACUAUGAGAAUGUAGACAUAGAUGCAGCAUGUGACAUGAUGGAGGACCUGGAGAUUCUGAUCUCCGACAAGUCCUUCGUGAAGCAGAGAUUCGCGGUCGAGGACAAAAUCUACCAGGURGAAAAAGCCGACAACUUCGAAUACACCGACCCCUUGGACAGCACCAUAACCCGGAACCAGGGACUGCGAAUCAUCUUCUCUGAYGGCUCCAGGAUCGUCUACAGACUGGGUGGGACGGGCGCCGAGGGAGCCACCGUCAGGAUCUACAUCGACAGCCACGAAAGGAAACUCCUGUUUGAAGAGACGCAGGUGAUGCUGGCACCCCUGGCGACCAUUGCUCUGAAGAUUUCUCAGCUUCACCACAGGACGGGUCGAAACGGCCCGUCGCUCAUUACGUAAACCUUCCCCCGAAUGCCCUCAACUUCCAGGAAUUUUAUUUUAUUUUUUCUGUUUUGUUUUAUUGUUCUGCCUUUAUUUUUGUAUAAACAGAGCAGGAAGUCAAAGAGUGAAAGCACUGUGUGCGACAGGUGAAAUUUCUGACUCAUAUUUGUAGUUUUCCUCUUGCAUCUGGUAUGUAAUCGAGUGCAAUUUUUUUUUGUUUGUUUGUUUAGUUUUUUUUGCCAUUUAUCUGCUUUUUGCUUAUGGAUUUUCAUCUCGAAUGGAUUAUGCCAGAUCAGAGUAAAUACUUAUUUCACACAGCAUGGCUCUGUUUCCUUCCACUGUCAUUGUUUUCCUAAUAUUAGGACUUAAAAGAAAGAUUGUUUUCUGAAGAUUAUUGUCAGCUGAAUUUCACAUAGUCAAGCCAGCUACAUAUUUUAUACAAUAUUAUAUUUGAAUACAGACACUGUCUCAGUUAAAAACAUAAUAAAACAAAACAAAGACAAACUUCUUUCUUUAAGCUUCAAACUUGAAUCAUUUAUGCUCUCUAAUUGGAGGAAAUUAAAACUCCUCGGCGAAUAAUAACWUAAAACUKAGCAUGUGYGACAAAAAMCAGMCUGCCAUUAAAAUCAGCACUCCAGAAAAUUAUAAAAACAAAAACAAGGCAGCAUUUGAUUAUMUUGUUCACCAGAAAAAAUGAACUCUUUCUUUUUUCUCUGUCAUCAUGAAUAAACCCACGUUUCUUUGUACCGUGUGUCGUUUCUAUCUAAUAUCUGUUACAMACCCAGGAUGAGACGGGAAGAAUACAGUGUGAAAGAAGAAUGUUUUAGYUACCAGACUUCCAUCCAGACAACGACAGCAGGAGUCACUGAUAUCUGCUCCUGCUCUGUGAUCACUGACRUUGAAUUGUUGCUCUCUUUUGGUUUCUGAACCUGAAAUCUGUCSAGACACCAACACUGUCCAGUUUWAUUGUGUUCUGCAUUUCUACAAAAGACAAAAAAAAACAAAGAACACUAUUAAAAACGUGGAAUGAUGGCAGCAAGUCAUCAUAACAUGCAAAACACAAAACAUUUUGACAAGUGAGUCAGGAAUAUGGUUGAGAAAGACACACUUAAAGAAGAUACACAUGUGAAUAAAUUUAUUAAUCCAG
Poecilia reticulata (guppy) is the source of this 2892-nucleotide messenger RNA. NCBI's taxonomy places the organism in Eukaryota, Metazoa, Chordata, Actinopteri, Cyprinodontiformes, Poeciliidae. The record is from RefSeq and is a predicted model, not a curated record.